AUGGCGCAGCGCAGGGGCUCUCGCAGUUCUUACUAUUUCUUCGUGCGCGAUCAGCUGCCUGAGCUGCAGCAGCGCGGGCUGCCCGUCACCUGCGUGGUCGAUGCAAUCCCUUACUGCUCCCAGGCCUGGGCGUUGCUGACUAAGGAAGAAAAGAUGGUAUAUACAGAGAAGGCUCGUAAGUGGAAUGAAAAAUGCUCUCAGAAGACAGUGAAAGAGAUGUGUAAACUGGCUCAUCCGGUUCCUGCUUGUCUGAUUGCAAAGAUGCCCAGCGUUACUUCUCUUCCAGAUGCCUCUGCUAUGUCUUGGAAGAAUGAUCAGGCUGUGGUUGCAGACAUCUUCUACUUCCUGAACAUUUACAGCCAUGGCAAGCUGCCAUCCCACUGUGAACAGCGCUUCCUUCCCUGUGAGAUUGGGUGUGUCAAGUACUCCCUACAGGAUGGCAUAAUGGCCGAUUUCCAUCACUUCAUAGAUCCAGAAUUACCACCACGUGGUUUUCGGUACCACUGCCAGGCUGCUAGUGAUGCCACUCAUAAGAUCCCUAUGUCUGGAUUUCCUCUUUCACGUACUUGUUAUGCAGUUGUCUUCCGGGAACUUCUUGAGUUUGUCCAGCCAGCCAGAGGUGUUCAGCCUCACUUUUACUGCAGGUCUGAUGACAGAUUCCGAAUUUACUGGUGUCUCAAUCGAAUGGCUAGCGUAACAGGUAUUGAGAGCCAUCUGGAACUUCUUGCUGUAGAAGACCUGGUAUUAGAACUGUACCGGCAGAAAUACCAGAAGGAGCCAUCCAAGACUUGGGUGUGUAGAGAACUGGAUGCCUUCCUGUGGGAUUUCUCCAGUAAUACCAGGUGCAAGUGGCAUGAGGAGAAUGAUAUACUCUGCUGUGCUUUGGCAUCCUGUAAGAAAAUUGCUUACUGCAUCAGUAAAUCUUUAGCUAGUGUGUAUGGAGUCUCACUGACAGCAGCUCACCUACCUCUUCAAGACUCUGAUUAUGGUGAAAGCACAAAUACGAACACAGUCAUACUGGAUGCUGGACGUUUUCAGAAAAUGAAGGCUGAGGGUUCUGGAUGUGACAGACAUUUUGGUUCUCCAAGCCGUGAUCAAGAGUUUCUCCCUUCUAAUUGUGAUUCUCCACGUGGUGCGAAGACCUCCCUUUAUGGAACAAGUAUCAUGCGAGGAAGAGGAAUUACUCGAUUGCUGAAAAGUGCAUCUGAUCUAUCCAAGUCUUUCAGUAAUUGA
Molecule: messenger RNA, 1233 nt
Organism: Charadrius vociferus (killdeer)
Lineage: Eukaryota; Metazoa; Chordata; Aves; Charadriiformes; Charadriidae
Gene: MAEL
Product: maelstrom spermatogenic transposon silencer
Exons: 12
Coding region: 1-1233 (410 amino acids)
Biological process (GO): regulation of miRNA-mediated gene silencing; piRNA processing; negative regulation of DNA-templated transcription
Cellular component (GO): nucleus; P granule
Molecular function (GO): sequence-specific DNA binding
Source: RefSeq, a predicted model, not a curated record